Dromiciops gliroides (monito del monte) is the source of this 3394-nucleotide messenger RNA. It is a transcript of the gene MYO1D, whose product is annotated as myosin ID. The coding region runs from base 341 to 3361 and encodes 1006 amino acids. The transcript is spliced from 22 exons. The record is from RefSeq and is a predicted model, not a curated record. NCBI's taxonomy places the organism in Eukaryota, Metazoa, Chordata, Mammalia, Microbiotheria, Microbiotheriidae. Gene Ontology annotation, biological process: vesicle transport along actin filament; actin filament organization. Gene Ontology annotation, cellular component: actin cytoskeleton; cytoplasm; myosin complex. Gene Ontology annotation, molecular function: actin filament binding; ATP binding; microfilament motor activity.
CCAGGGCGGGACCAGCCGCCGCUGUCUCCGUCUCGGUCUCCCGUCUCCCACAGCGCCCGGGCAGCCGCAGCGGGAGGAGCGGAAACUGCCGGCUCUGGGCUUUCUUACGGACCGGGCCGCCCUGCCAGCGCAUCCCCGGCCCUGCCCGCUUCGGUCCGGGCCGCUGCCAGCCGCGCCGUCCGCAGGGGGCCUCAGGUCCCCCCCCCCCCGCCCAGCUCAGCUCAGCCCAGCUCAGCCCAGCCCAGCCCGGCCCAGCCCGGUCCAGCCCGGUCCAGCCCGGCCCAGCCCGGCCCGCGCCUCCAUCCUCCGCCGCCGGGAUCCCACCUGUGCCGCCCGCGCCAUGGCGGAGCGAGAGAGCCUCGAGUUCGGCAAGGCGGACUUCGUGCUCAUGGACUCGGUCACCAUGUCCGAGUUCAUGGCCAACCUCCGGCUCAGGUUUGAAAAAGGACGCAUCUACACAUUUAUUGGAGAAGUCGUUGUUUCAAUGAACCCGUAUAAAUCCUUGAACAUCUACGGAAGAGACACAAUUGAACAGUAUAAAGGACGUGAGCUCUACGAAAGGCCACCUCACCUCUUCGCCAUUGCUGAUGCUGCUUACAAAGCGAUGAAAAGGCGCUCAAAAGACACGUGUAUUGUGAUAUCAGGAGAAAGUGGUGCAGGGAAAACUGAAGCCAGUAAAUACAUAAUGCAGUAUAUUGCCGCCAUCACCAAUCCCAGCCAGAGAGCAGAGGUGGAAAGGGUGAAGAAUAUGUUACUGAAAUCCAACUGUGUACUGGAAGCCUUUGGAAACGCCAAAACCAACCGUAAUGACAACUCCAGUAGGUUUGGAAAGUACAUGGAUAUCAACUUUGACUUCAAAGGGGAUCCUAUUGGUGGACACAUCAAUAAUUAUUUGCUAGAGAAGUCUCGAGUGAUUGUGCAGCAGCCCGGAGAAAGAAGCUUUCAUUCCUUCUACCAGUUGCUUCAAGGGAGUUCUGAGCAGUUGCUGCGUUCUCUGCAUCUCCAGAAGGGCCUCUCGUCAUACAACUACAUCCGUGGAGGAGCUCAGCUAAAGUCUUCCAUCAAUGAUGCUGCAGAUUUCAAAGGGGUAGAAGAUGCCAUGAAAGUGAUCGGUUUCAAACAGGAAGAGAUUCAAACCGUUUAUAAAAUUCUGGCUACGAUCCUCCAUUUGGGAAAUUUAAAAUUCAUAAUGGACGGUGAUGUAACUCUGAUUGAAAAUGGAAAAGUUGUGUCUGUCAUCGCGGAAUUGCUCUCAACUAAGUCUGAUUUAGUGGAGAAAGCCCUGCUUUACCGGACAGUGGCGACAGGACGGGAUAUCAUUGACAAGCAGCACACUGAACAAGAAGCCAGCUAUGGCCGAGAUGCUUUUGCAAAGGCGAUAUAUGAGCGUCUUUUUUGCUGGAUUGUUACCCGCCUCAAUGAUGUGAUUGAGGUAAAGAACUAUGACACCAUCAUCCACGGGAAGAACACAGUUAUUGGGGUCUUGGACAUCUAUGGCUUUGAGAUCUUUGACAACAACAGCUUUGAGCAGUUCUGCAUCAAUUACUGCAAUGAGAAGCUGCAGCAGCUCUUCAUUCAGCUGGUUCUGAAGCAAGAGCAGGAGGAAUACCAACGGGAAGGGAUUCCUUGGAAGCACAUUGAUUAUUUUAACAAUCAAAUCAUUGUUGACCUGGUAGAACAGCAGCACAAAGGGAUCAUUGCCAUCCUGGAUGAUGCCUGUAUGAAUGUGGGCAAAGUGACAGAUGAAAUCUUCCUGGAAGCCCUCAACACAAAGCUGAACAAGCACGCGCAUUUCUCCAGCCGGAAGCUCUGUGCCACAGAUAAAACCCUAGAGUUUGAUCGAGAUUUUCGAAUUAGGCAUUAUGCUGGAGAUGUAGUCUAUUCAGUCAUUGGCUUCAUUGACAAAAACAAAGACACCUUAUUCCAAGACUUCAAACGCCUCAUGUACAACAGUUCAAAUCCUGUGCUGAAGAAAAUGUGGCCAGAAGGCAAACUGAGCAUUACAGAGGUUACCAAACGACCUUUAACAGCUGCUACCUUGUUUAAGAAUUCCAUGAUUGCCUUAGUCGACAACCUGGCAUCAAAGGAACCAUAUUAUGUACGUUGCAUUAAACCAAAUGACAAAAAGUCCCCCCAGCUGUUUGAUGAAGAACGAUGCCGCCAUCAGGUGGAAUAUCUCGGGCUACUGGAAAAUGUGAGGGUGCGGCGGGCAGGAUUUGCUUAUCGUCAGACCUAUGAGAAGUUUCUUCACAGGUACAAGAUGAUCUCUGAGUUUACCUGGCCUAACCAUGACCUCCCUUCGGACAAGCAAGCUGUGAAAAAACUGAUUGAAGGCUGUGGUUUCCAGGAUGAUGUGGCUUAUGGAAAAACUAAAAUUUUUAUCCGAACUCCCAGGACACUUUUCACCUUAGAAGAACUCCAUGCCCAGAUGCUUGUAAGGAUUGUCCUCUUUCUACAAAAGGUAUGGAGGGGCACCAUAGCCCGAAUGAAAUACAAGAGAACAAAGGCUGUUCUGACCAUUGUCCGGUACCAUCGGCGUUACAAAGUCAAGGCGUAUAUCCAGGAGGUCAACAGACGCUUGCAAGGUGUUAAGAACAUGAAGGACUAUGGGAAGCAUGUGAAGUGGCCAACUCCUCCUAAAGUUCUGCAUCGCUUUGAAGAGGCCCUAAAGACGAUUUAUCAGAGAUGGAGAGCAGCCCAGCUUAUCCGGAGCAUCCCCCCUUCAGACUUGCCCCAGGUCAGAGCAAAGGUUGCCGCCAUGGAAAUGCUGAAAGGUCACAGAGCUGACCUUGGCCUCCAGAGAGCCUGGGAGGGAAACUACCUGGCAGCAAAGUCAGACACCCCUCAGACCACAGGCACUUUUGUCCCUGUUGCCAAUGAGCUAAAGAGGAAGGACAAAUACAUGAACGUUCUGUUUUCCUGCCACGUCCGUAAGGUAAAUCGAUUUAGCAAAGUGGAAGAUAGAGCCAUUUUUGUCACCGAUCGUCACCUGUACAAGAUGGACCCCACCAAACAGUAUAAAGUGAUGAAGACCAUCCCCCUCUAUAAUUUGACUGGGUUGAGUGUCUCCAAUGGAAAAGACCAGCUUGUAGUUUUUCAUACAAAAGACAACAGAGACCUCAUUGUCUGCCUUUUCAGCAAGCAGCCAACCAAUGAGAGCCGAAUCGGGGAGCUUGUUGGGGUCCUGGCACAUCAUUUCAAGAGUGAGAAACGCCAUCUCCAAGUCAAUGUCAACAACCCGGUGCAGUGUAGCUUACAUGGCAAGAAGUGUACCGUCUCCGUGGAAACGCGCAUCAACCAGCCCGAACCGGACUUCACCAAGAAUCGUUCGGGCUUCAUCCUUAGCGUGCCGGGGAACUAGCUGGCGGCCCCCAGGCUGGAUAGAGACUUUGGA